UCAUUUCUGGAUUUCUUCCCGUCUAUUCCACUUGUCGAUCUCUUUGUAUUUAUAUGCUCUCCACUGCUUUUUCGGAAUCCCAUUCUCUCUAGCUUUCUCACUCAUCCUCAGUGUGUCUGAAACUCGAGCAGAAAGACAAGAAGGAAAAUGGGUAGUCUUGAAGCGGAGAGAACAACUGUGGGAUGGGCUGCAAGAGACUCUUCUGGGAUUCUCUCACCUUACACCUAUAAUCUUAGGAGCACAGGGCCAGAAGAUGUUUAUAUCAAAGUCCUGAACUGUGGAAUUUGCCAUUCUGAUCUUCACCAGAUCAAAAACGAACUUGGCCAGUCAAAUUAUCCCAUGGUUGCAGGGCAUGAAGUUGUUGGUGAAGUUUUGGAGGUGGGAUCAGAUGUGACCAAGUUCAAAGUAGGAGAUGUUGUCGGAGUUGGACUCCUUGUAGGUUGCUGCAGAAACUGCAACCCAUGCAAGACAGAGAAUGAGCAAUACUGCAACAAGAAGAUCUGGUCUUACAAUGACACUUACUCCGAUGGCAAGCCCACCCAAGGUGGCUUUGCCAAAUCCUUGGUGGCCGACCAAAAGUUUGUUGUGAAUAUACCGGAGGGCAUGGAGCCGGAGCAGGUGGCGCCGCUGCUUUGUGCGGGAGUGACAAUUUACAGCCCACUGAGGCACUUUGGUCUGGAUGUGAGUGGAUUAAGGGGAGGAAUAUUGGGACUUGGAGGUGUGGGACACAUGGGGGUGAAGAUAGCAAAGGCCAUGGGACACCAUAUCACUGUGAUAAGCUCUUCCGAUAAGAAGAGACAAGAGGCUUUAGAGGAUAUUGGUGCUGAUGAGUACUUGGUGAGCUCUGAUGUCACCAAAAUGCAAGAGGCUAUGGACUCAAUGGAUUACAUUAUUGACACUAUUCCUGUGUUCCACCCUCUUGAGCCUUACCUCUCUUUGUUGAAACUUGAUGGGAAAUUGAUCUUGAUGGGUGUUAUCAACACCCCUUUGCAAUUUGUCUCUCCAUUGGUCAUGCUUGGGAGGAAGACAAUCACCGGGAGCUUUGUGGGGAGCAUGAAGGAGAUGGAGGAAAUGCUCGAGUUCUGCAAAGAGAAAGGACUAAAAUCGAUGAUCGAAGUGGUUAAGAUGGACUACAUCAACGAAGCCUUCGAAAGGUUGGAGAAGAACGACGUUAGGUACAGGUUCGUUGUGGACGUUGCGGGCAGCAAUCUGGAUCAAUGAGUCACUGAAGAUAAUCCUUCGUUGUCGAGUACCCUGUCCCUCUUAUCUUAAACAGUACAAAUAAACAAGAUAAACAAAGGGGGGAAAAAAACAAAAACAAAAACGGUGGCUUCAUGUAAUUGGAUGUUGGUUUGGUUUUCAAUACUUGAAUCAAUGGUGUAGUGCAUUGUGAUUGUGUUGAUGGGACAUUGUUAUCCGGUGUGUGGUUGACACUGAAAGGUACCAAACCUCGUUUGAGAAUUGCGCCUUGUCAAAACAAAUAAA
This is a messenger RNA of Rosa chinensis, 1485 nucleotides long. RefSeq names its product probable cinnamyl alcohol dehydrogenase 1. Gene Ontology annotation, biological process: lignin biosynthetic process. The record is from RefSeq and is a predicted model, not a curated record. NCBI's taxonomy places the organism in Eukaryota, Viridiplantae, Streptophyta, Magnoliopsida, Rosales, Rosaceae. Gene Ontology annotation, molecular function: cinnamyl-alcohol dehydrogenase activity; zinc ion binding. The coding region runs from base 148 to 1221 and encodes 357 amino acids. The transcript is spliced from 5 exons.